This is a messenger RNA of Mytilus californianus (California mussel), 2052 nucleotides long. RefSeq names its product toll-like receptor 2 type-2. Gene Ontology annotation, molecular function: transmembrane signaling receptor activity. Bases 52 to 1911 code for a protein of 619 amino acids. Gene Ontology annotation, biological process: toll-like receptor signaling pathway; immune response. NCBI's taxonomy places the organism in Eukaryota, Metazoa, Mollusca, Bivalvia, Mytilida, Mytilidae. The transcript has a single exon. The record is from RefSeq and is a predicted model, not a curated record. Gene Ontology annotation, cellular component: membrane.
UAGAAUACAUCCGGUAUCCCAUAUAAUAUCAAUCACGGACAACUGUUCAGAAUGAAAAACUAUCUCACAUUUCUUAAUAUUUAUCAUUUGCUUGGAUUUGGACUUGCUUUAAAUAUCUUCACCGUUACAACUGAAAAGAAUAAUGAUUUGAUGGCAAAACAACAACAGAUGAAUAAUUCUAUAGAUACAUUUACCAACUUUUCUGAUGUUAUGAAAGAGUUUGAAAGCCUGGAGAACUGGAGUAGCCUAUGCAAUAUAUCACAAACUGGUCACACUACCUUUAACAUUGUAUGUAUCAUUAAAGGUAAUUCCAGUAUAAAGUUAUCAGAAUUUAGAAAUUUUACAUAUCGAGUUUCAUCAAAUAUCAGAUUUGACUUAUUCGUCACUUGUGAAGAUGGUAUCAUACACUUUCCCUGGCCGUUCAGAGCAGACAAACUAAAUAAAAUUUACAUUAAAGACUGUAGAAUUAAGGAUUACAGAACUGAUUACAAGAAUCAAUUCAUAAACAGCAUUCCCGACACUAUAGAAUAUCUACAAAUGGACAACGUUACAAUUAUUCUUAGAAUUGGAGAAUUAUACGACUCGCUGCCAAAAGCAAACUCGCCUAUAACAAGAGCUACAGAAUGCGGACCGGAAAAUGCUUUCUCCAUAAUUCAGAGGGGGACAAAGGCGAACUUUGAAGAUAUGCACAACUUUUUUUUGUUUGAUUUAGGCACUGCAAUCAGGCAGUAUAAUCAUUAUUUUAACAUUCAGAAGAGAACCUGUUUGUACAACAACCUUGAGAUUUUUGAAAUAAGUGGAAUGAAGGAUUUAGAAAAAAAUGAUAUCAAUAAGAUUGUUUAUACAGACGUUGCAGAAAAUCUUAAAAUUUUGAAUUUUUCUGGUAAUGGAAUGUUUGACACUAUUUAUAAACUACAAGGCUGGCGACUACGAUUCCCAGUGAUGGAAUAUAUAGACUUUUCUAAUAAUAACAUAAAAGUUCUUCCAAUGAUACGAGAUUACGGAAUGACCGUGAAAAAGACAAAAUCAGUCGGAAUAAUAGACAUUAGGCGUAAUAAUAUAACUUCAUUAACAAAAGGUAUGAUAGACUCGUUUUAUAAUCACGAGUUUGUUAAAGUCGACAUAAGUGAAAAUCCGUUUUUAUGUGACUGUGGAAUGAUUGAAGUAAUGGAAUAUCUAUCUUCAAAGACUAUGCCAACAACUUAUAACUACCUAGGGUCGCUUAAGUGUGCAAAUCCAUCAAAUGUCCGUGGACGUCAGCUGUUAAGUCUGUCUCUUACAGAACUAAACUGUAACAAAGACACUGUCAUUAAUUUUCCAAUAGUCGUAAUGAGCAUCAUAACAAUAACAUUCUUCAUUAUAACUUUGUUGACAAUCUAUUUCAGAAAUCUGAUCAAGGUAAUUUUGUUUACUCGACUCAAUAUAAACUUUCCAUGUGAAUUCAGAAAUGGCAUAAACGAAGAGAAAGACUAUGAUGCAUUUAUUGCCUACAGCGAGAAAGAUGUUGACUGGGUUAUACGUACAGCUUUACCAAAGCUGGAGUCAGAGGACGCUGGGAAAGCGUGCAGACUCUGUCUUCAUCAUAGAGACUUUGUAAUUGGUAAUACCAUAGCUGAUAAUAUAUUCAACAGUGUUGAAAACAGCUAUCACACCAUCUUACUUAUAUCUAGUGAGUUCUUGAAAAGUGAAUGGUGCAUGAUGGAAUUUCGAACGGCUUUGAGGAAAAGUUUAAACGAUGAAAGUCGUCAUUUAAUAAUUGUUUUGAAGGGUAAUAUAACUUUGGAUAAUGUUGAUCCUGAUUUGAAAAGUUGUCUCAAUUCGCAUACCUAUCUUAGAAUUGGAGAUGUUUUAUUUUGGGACAAACUGAAAUAUGCAAUAUCAUUUAGACAUAAGAAUAGACAAAACAAUUAACAAAAGGAACAUUAUGUCUGUGUACAUAUAACUUGCACGCGCUUGUAUGUGAGUGUGGUUGGGUGUCUAUUUUUAGGUUUUGAUACAGUUUUAAUCAAUAUAUUUCUUCAUUCGAAUAUAGCUAAUGACUUUCUCAUUAAA